Molecule: messenger RNA, 4986 nt
Organism: Notothenia coriiceps (black rockcod)
Lineage: Eukaryota; Metazoa; Chordata; Actinopteri; Perciformes; Nototheniidae
Gene: katnip
Product: katanin interacting protein
Exons: 26
Coding region: 245-4981 (1578 amino acids)
Source: RefSeq, a predicted model, not a curated record
GUUACCAACCAACACUACUCACUGGGCACAUGAGAAAACAAAGAAAAACUCGUUUAUUACAAAGCUAAUGGCUGACAAAGUACCGUUAUUACACGGACAGUAACCUUGGGGUUAUCCUCAUCUGUGUUCCCUCUGCAGCGGUGAUCAAACGCUACACAGGUUUUAAUGAUAUUAUUGGAGAAGCACUGGCCCGCUGCAAAAUAUGGGAUAGGGUUAAGUGAAGAGCAUCAUCUGCAGCCACACAAUGGAUGACGAGGAGAGUCAGACAUGCCAAGGAGAGAAGCAAGCCUCGGCUGUGGACGACACCCUGGAUGAAUAUUUAAUCUCCCUCCAGCAGAAAAACAGGAUCCUUAAGCGCCUUAAAGUCAAAGACCCCAGGCAGAUUGAGUUGGAACAGCUCGAGCAAGGUUUUUCUAUUUAUCUUAACGGAGCCAAUGCUGAAGCCAAGACGAAGCAGACAAAGAGCUCCAACCACAAGUCUGUCACCUCCACACCCGCCUGGAGGCCUGCACGGGCAGCAGAUGUCUGUCGGAGCGCCCACCAGUUAACCGAAGAUAGCCGCGAUCUGGACGAGAGCAGCAGGAAGAGGAGUCACACUGCUCCGGGAAAGGUCCAGAGGAAAGAAUGGGCGCAGGAUUCUGUCAGGAUUCGAACAGAGGAAGGACCGAGUGUGCAGAUCUGCCCAGAAAAGCGCUACUCUGAAGAUUUCGAGCCCUAUGAAAGCAUAGACAUGGAGAGCUCCAGCCUGCGCUCCCCGAGGGACCCCUGCAAGGUGUCGCGCUCCUUCAGCUCCAGGCACGAGAGCCAAGGAGGGCAAGCCAAUCAGGAACACAAUGAGAAAGUACUUCUCAACCUUGACGAAGUGAAGGUGCUGCGCCGGAGCCUGGAGGUUAGCAUGAGGCGGAGCAGCCGCGGCUCAGCGGGGGAGGAGUCAGACGAGGAGUGGGUGGAGGAGCAGAUCGAGAGGGACGAGAGCACCGAGAGUCUGGAUGAACUGGGGCUGCCUCUCCCCUCCUCAAAGUGCUCUUCCGACCCUCGCUCCAGCAGCUCCCACAGAGACUUUGACUCAGCGAACCUCAUCGUCCUCGACUUCGGACCCUCAGCUCAAGGUCGUAAGAUUGAACGCUCUCUGUCCGCAAAGAGAAGAGAAAACACUGACGCCUUUGUACCCACCAAGCCUAUGUUGGUGAAGAGCAAAACAUUAGAUAGGCCGCCUUCCAAAGACAGCUGGGAUUGUCAGAGGCCAAGGAGUCGGGUGGAGAGGCCCCUGUCAGCCGCCAGAAAGGCUUCUGUGGAGGAGAGGGACCCGGAGGAGAUGGCAUGCAGGGUGCGCCAGGCCAUCCGGAGAGAAAACGACCCCCUGCAGAGUCUGGAGCUCUUCAGCCGCAACACGGUCUGCCCCGCCCCACACUGCGCAUCCCACCUGUACUCUGUUCAAAACUCUUUUUUAUUUCUUUGGCUGUAUGAUAUAGGAUGUACAGGAGUCCUUGUGAAUGUUCUGUGCUUUUCAUCCCAGACAAGGCUGUCCUCGACGGAGGUCACCCCUGCAUUGUAUGUUACCAUGGAGAUCCUGUCAAACUGGGGGAGCGCGCUGCAGGUCGGGCUGACUGAGCUGCAGUUCUUCUGCCUCAGAAACAAGAAGCUCUAUGUGUCUCCUCACGACCUCGACAUCAGGAACGCUGACCACCCCGGGAAUCUGGGGGCGCUCGUUAACGGAAAGGUUAAGACCACCAAAGAGCGUCACAUGUGGAUGUGUCCGUUCCACCCCCCCAUCCAGCUCUACUUCGUCAUCAGGAACACGGAGCGCUCCACAGACUUUGGAAUAUCUCGCAUCAAAAUCUGGAACUACAACAAAAGCCUCAAUGAUCUUGACAUUGGUGCCCGCCAUAUAAAGCUGUACCUCAACAGCACGUUGGUGUUUGAAGGAGAGCUGGAGAAGGGCUGCGCUAACCAGGUAUUUGACUACAGCACCACCGUUGACCUCCAGGACUUCCAGGUUUCGGACUCCGUGUUCUCCAGCCCUGUGUCUUCAGGACACAACCUGCGGGGUGCUAGCCCCCAGCGCCAUGAAGACAGGAAGGGUGGGGAUGGCAGCAGCUCCCAAAACCACCACAGUUGGAAUCCACAGCCAUCAGACGCAGGUAUCCACGCUAUGUUAGACAUGCAGGAGAAACCACACCCUCUGUUGCCCCCCAUCGCUCCACCUGUCGGGGUUUCACCCUCCGCUCAUCGCUCCUCCACACAAAGAAACUCUUUUGAUCUGUCUGCCCCAGAGGAGCCGCCUGCACCCAUGGAGCAGACGGUCACAACCCAGCCGUCCUCCUCCAGGGUGGCCCCCCAGUGGCUGCAGCCGCUGAACAGAGGAGCUCCAGAAGGCUGCGAGGCCAGCAGAGAAAGGCCCCGAUGGCUGGUGCCGCAAAACUCCGUGGAGCCCAAAUCUCCGACAGCCUCGUCCUCCUCACUGCUCCCGGAGCUGCCGUGCAACCCGGGGCGAGUGUGCAGGGGGUCGGAGAGGACGGUGAACGGGGCUCAGUGGAAAGGAGACGCUUUGGAUCUGAGCUGCGACCUGCUGGAGGAGCUGGCUGAGCAAACGGCAGACAAACCUGUCAGCGGACGCAGGAGCUCUUUCAGAAACACUGCAGCCACUGGCAGGCCGACGGAGGAGCAGCAGCUCAGAGCUACAGCACUGUCAAACACUGAGGAGCCGAUGCCAUUGAGCUCUCGCAGGAGGCCGUGCUCCUCUCCGCUGCACAGCCAGCAGGACGACACCCUCAGGGAGUCCUGGGACUCUCUCACCAAGUUCAACCAAUGCCAACGCGGACGCAUCUCCAACAUGGGCUUCGAGGGCGACAUCUUCGACGAGUUCCUCCAGCGCCAGGGACGCGGUCCCCCCACACUCCCAGGAAGCCCCUCCCCAGCCCCCAGGAGCCCUCGGUCCCCCUUCACCCUUCAGGGGGCAAUGUGUGAGGGCCCUGAUGAUGAUCUGAACAUGGAGAGGGAGGAGGAGUUUGAGAUCCCGGUGCUGCCACAGGGCUCCAGGCUGAUCAUCAACAUCCUCUCCACCUGGGGGGAUCGCCACUACGUGGGCCUCAACAGCCUGGAGGUGUUCAGUUCCAGCGGGGAACCUCUACGCCCGGCUCACAUCCGCGCUGACCCCCCAGACAUCAACAUCCUGCCCGCAUACAGCAAAGACCCACGCGUGGUCACUAACCUGAUCGACGGAGUAAAUCGCACACAGGAUGACAUGCAUCUCUGGCUGGCGCCCUUCACCCCCGGUCGAAGCCACACCAUCAUCCUGGACUUCGGAGCGCCGCACCAGGUGGCCAUGAUCCGAGUGUGGAACUACAACAAGUCACGCAUUCACUCCUUCAGAGGGGUGAAGGAGGUGGAAAUGCUGCUGGAUGGAAGGUGCAUCUUCAGGGGAGAGAUCGCAAAGGCCUCUGGGACGCUGUCUGGAGAGUUGGACCAGUUUGGUGACACCAUCCUCUUCACCACUGACGAUGAGAUCCUGGAGGCGAUGUCUCGUUAUGAUGAAACCUUCCUGAGUGAGGGCGAGGGUCCUGAGAGCCUGGUGUCUGAGGAGGAGCUGCAGAGACCCCGCACCGCUGACGGAGAGGGAGAGGAAAGACCCUUCACACAGGCCGGCUUCAGAGAGGAAGACCUCAAAUUGAAGCUCCACCUCAACCCCACUGUGAGCCAGUCUGAGGAGAACAUGGAUCAUAUUUUUGGGAUGUACACGGGAAAGUGCCUUAGACUGGAGCUGGUGAUGACCUGGGGGGACUCGCACUACAUGGGGCUGACAGGCCUAGAGGUGGUGGGGCAGGAUGGAGAGGGUCUACCUCUAGACCUCAGUAUGAUGGCCGCCUCACCCCGGGACCUCAACGACCUGCCGGAUUACGAGAAUGACCUGCGCACGCUUGAUAAGCUUAUAAAUGGCCACAACAUUACGACUGAUGACCAGCACAUGUGGCUGAUCCCUUUCUCCUAUGGAGAGCCGCACACCCUGAACAUAACGUUCAACAAGACCCAGACCAUCGCUGGACUCCGAAUCUGGAACUACAACAAGUCCCCUGAGGACUCCUACAGAGGGUUGAAGAUGAUCCAUGUGUUUAUGGAUGAAGUUGCCAUCUCUCCAUCGGAGGGCUUCCUGAUCAGGAAAGGUCCUGGAAACUGUCACUUUGACUUCGCCCAGGAGCUGCUCUUCGUAGAUUUCCUCCAGACGCCCACCGACAACAAGAGUGCAGAGGACUACCACAGAGGAAGCUCUAAGAAACAGGAACUGGCCAGCAUGGACUAUGAAGCUCCCAUCAUGCCUUGUGGAUUCAUCUUUCAGCUGCAGCUGCUGACCACCUGGGGAGACCCGUACUACAUCGGCCUCAACGGCCUCGAAUUUUAUGACCAGAACCACGAGAAGAUCCGUCUCAGUGACAACAACAUCGCUGCUUUUCCAGACAGUGUGAAUGUGCUGGACAAUGUGAGCGGUGAUGUGAGGACUCCAGAUAGAUUAAUAGACGGAGUCAACAGUACCCACGAUGGAAGAUACAUGUGGUUAGCCCCGGUGCUGCCUGGACUGGUGAACCGCGUGUACGUCAUCUUCGAUCAGCCGGUGACGGUGUCCAUGAUCAAACUGUGGAACUACUCAAAGACGCCACAAAGGGGAGUGAAGGAGUUUGGGCUGCUGGUGGACGACCUCCUGGUGUAUAACGGCAUCUUGGACUGUGUUAGCCACGUGGCUCGAGGCAUUCUGCCCACCUGUGACCCCGUGGUGCCGUACCACACCAUCCUCUUCACCGACAACGCCUACAUCGCACACCGCGAGAGGAACACUGUCAUCAGUAAUUACGUGGAGGACCAGGAUGUGAAGAUGACCAAUGAGAAUCAGAUAGUCCAUCACAACAAGAAGAAGCAGACAGCAGAUCCAGCUCUACGGCCUAAAACCUGCAUGACUGACGGUGGGAAACACGGAAAGAGGAGGUACUGACAGAC